AUGGACCAGAAGACCACCAGUGGCUGUGUUAUCGGCGUUCAGAUCGUUUUACUACUACUUGGAAAUGUAAAGGGUCUCAUAAAAGAAGGAGAAUUAGUCUCGGGUCGCCAUCCCCAACUCGUCGGUGACGGUGACAUGAUCCACAACAGCUCCCGUACAUGCAUUGAUUUCCAAGAAGAUCCAACAGCUGGAAACCGUAUACAUAUCAAAUAUGAUUAUAAAAGGAACGGAUGCUGGUCAGAUAUGGGAGUGCAAGGUGGUGUGCAGAACAUGUGGUUGGGAAAAGGCUGCCUUCAUAUGGGUCCUAUAAUCCACGAAAUGGUGCACACUCUUGGCAUAGGUCACAUGCACAAUCGUGAUGAUCGAGACGACUACAUUCAGUCGACUUUUCAUCAAUGA
This is a messenger RNA of Cooperia oncophora, 399 nucleotides long. The record is from the annotation of a GenBank genome assembly. NCBI's taxonomy places the organism in Eukaryota, Metazoa, Nematoda, Chromadorea, Rhabditida, Trichostrongylidae.